AUGCCUCUCGACGAAACCGUCAAGAAAAUCGACGUCGAAAUCAUGGGAUACACAAUAGAAGACCGGCUUAUUACAUCGAGCCGUGAUGGGCUCAAGAUUGCAAUCUCCAUAUACCAACCGGAUGGAUCGAAACGGCCAAUGCCUACUAUCGUCAUGGGACACGGUAUUGAAGCUAUCAAGGCGGCCGGAUUGUCACCAUUCGCGGGCGAGUUUACCUCGGAGGGCUAUGCAGCCGUCACAUUCGACUACAUCAGCUUCGGCGAAAGCGAAGGCUCUCCGCGCAACGUCUUCAACGUGACGCACCAGCUACAAGACUUCCAAGACGUCAUAAAAUGGGUACGUGAGCCCGAGCAGAGCAGCUGGGUCGACUCAUCUCGCGUCGUCGCGUGGGGGAGCAGUUUCGGCGGCAUGCACGUCACGGCUCUCAUGGCAGAGGACCACGACCUGGCGGCGGGUAUCGCGCAGUGUCCGCUCGUCGAUGGACUUGCCGGUGUGCUGCAGAUGCCUUUGGUCCGGUCUCUGAGGCUGGCAGCCGUGGCCACAGCCGACAUUGUCGGGUCGUACUUAUGGGGUGCCAAAGAACCGCGCUAUGUCAACUUGGUUAGCGACGGCUCAACCCCGGCAGUGAUGGCUUCGCAGGAGGCAGCAGAGGGCUGGGUUCGCUUGGCACCCGACAAUGGUGAAGAUUUGCCCACCGUUAUUGCCGGGCGGUCUCUCUUGAGCAUCAUGUUGUCUCGGCCGUUGCUGCAAAUUCAGAAGAGCACUCGCCCAUACCUAGUUGUUCUGCCAACAUGGGACCACGAAGUAUCGCUGGAUGCUGCAGAAGAGUGCGUGAGACGGGCACCUUUAGGAGAGGCCUUGAGGGUAGGAGGGGGCCACUUUGACCUGUACAAGGGUGGUGUUGCGUAUGAAAAGAACAUUGCAGGCCAGAAGCAGUUUUUGAGACGCGUUCUUGGCACUUUGGCUGACUACUGA
Messenger RNA from Colletotrichum graminicola M1.001, 975 nucleotides. RefSeq lists its product as uncharacterized. The coding region runs from base 1 to 975 and encodes 324 amino acids. The transcript has a single exon. Gene Ontology annotation, molecular function: hydrolase activity. Lineage: Eukaryota; Fungi; Ascomycota; Sordariomycetes; Glomerellales; Glomerellaceae. The record is from RefSeq and is a predicted model, not a curated record.